Molecule: messenger RNA, 3213 nt
Organism: Loa loa (African eye worm)
Lineage: Eukaryota; Metazoa; Nematoda; Chromadorea; Rhabditida; Onchocercidae
Exons: 23
Coding region: 26-2989 (987 amino acids)
Source: RefSeq, a predicted model, not a curated record
GUAUAUAGUAAAUUUGCUGGAAGAAAUGCAAAAUGCUUGUCCUAAUGAAAUUUUUUGGUGUGGUCUAACUGCUGACGAAUGGUACCCACCGAAUUCAAUUGCUGCCUUGCUUUCGGCUACACUUGCAAUGAAGAUCACAGAAACAUCAAAACAUAAGUUGAUUGGAUAUUUCCUGCUUGAUUAUGACGAUCUUAUGGAAAACGAGCCGAAAGUUUUUGAUCGUUUUAAAUGGCGUUUUCCGUAUAGGAAUCGAGUGAUAUGUAAUCAGAUAGAAACGAAUUGGAGAAAUGAUUGUGGACUAAAGGAACCGCUUGCUAAAUGUGGAAAAAUCAAGAUUACUGACAAAAAAGCGGAAGAACCCGUUUGUGAGCUUCAACGACUUAUGAAACGUUUGCUUCUAGACAAGGAGGAAAUUGAAUUUAUAAAAGAGAACUUAUUGAAAAAGCCUGACGGAAUUCGUGAAUGGAAUCGUUUUUGCUUAAGGCGCAAAAUGUUCGGUCGUCUUUUGCCACCAGAAAAACCAAAAAAUGGAGUUCUAGUAGAUCGCUGUGAUCGAUGGACGGCAAAAAUUCUGGAAGACUUUCCAGUAAUUCAAACGAAUGAUACAUUUUCACGUAGUGUUCUUCCGACAGUUCAAAAUUCAGAUGGUGGCGGAAAAAUGAUGAGAGAUACACCAUCCAGAUACCAUGCAGCAGCUGUGCAUCCGUACCUAUCACCAAUUAUGAGGUCACAUAAGUGUGAAAUACUGGAGACAUCACGGCAAUUGUAUAAUGUUGUUCCUGAGUCAGUUGGGUUAGAAAUAACUCCAAAAGCAUCUAACUUCCCAACAAGCCCUGUGUGCGACAGACGUAUUUCGAAUUACGAGAGAAUUUUGCCCAAAGAGGAUCUUGAAAAUGUUCACCGUUUGCUACAAACACCCACGCCACGACGUCGCUAUGCACCUGGAAUACAAGCAGAGGAUUCAUUUGCAUCACUAUCAGCUGACCAGUUCUCUCCAAUCCCACUACCGGCCUCUAUUUUGAAAACCCGAAAGGGGCGACAGGAGGAGAAUGCAUCAUCUGAUGUGGAUGAAAAAGAGCAGAAGGCAUUUAUUGGUGAACCAUCCCUUUUCAGCGUUAUUUCAAAUUUCAGUCAGGUGGAAGAAAAAAAAUGUGAAUGUGAUCCUCCCGAAAUGAAUUGUGCCAAUUUUUUGGAUGUUCGGAAUCCGGACGCAUUUCACUUUACGGACAUGAACAAGGAAGUUUUCUUGGAGAAACAUUUGGAGCUACAGGAUGGGCUAAAAAUUUUGCUGGAUAAAGACGAGGAAAGUGAAUCUAUGGAUGCCGCAAAUCAAGAAACUCCAUGCAAUAUAUCGGUUGAGGAGCAGAGUGAUUCGGAUAUGGUGGAAGAUCAGGAAAGACGAGCUCCAGUGUCCGUGACUUACGAAGAACAAGAAGAUCCAGGCAUUCCAUUGGAUGCAGAUGUUCAAGAUAUCGUUUCCGAUGUGCACACGGAAGGGAAACGAAAUUUACAAGAUGCUGGUUGUCUUCCUGAAAGUACUUCUGUACUGACUACCACCAAAAUCACCAGACACACUGCUACCUUUGAAGUUAAAAUCUCUCCGAGGCCACCAAAAAAGCUGUUAGGUUCUUUAAGUGAUGAAAUGGCAGCUGAAUCGGAAGAUGAUAUAGCGUCGACUGUGAGUGAAUCGUUGCAAAAAAAAGUUUCAUACGAACAAGAAGAUGAAACUGAUCCAACAUCCACGGAGAUUGAAAAAGCUAUGGUUUUUCAUCUCGAAAUGAAUAAAAAAUUCGAAGAGGAGGAAGACAGGAUGGGAUACUCACCAGUUUUAGGCGUACGGGAAAUACUAUCAGAACAAGCUUCAUCGACUGUUAGAGAUGCCGAAGUCGAAUCUUCCAAAUUAGUGCAUCCUUCUCGUAGGAGACACAGAUCGGAAAAAGAAGAUCCUACUAAUGGUAGGCAAGCAUUUCGAACCUUUUCGAGCGACUCAUUUCAGUCCUCGAGUUCUGAUAGCGAAACAUCGACUUCAUCGCAUCGAAUGCUUACUCGUUCUGCAGCUAAAGCAAUGAAAUUAGCAUCGCUAUCGCCGAAAGUUAAGAUGAAGUCGAGGAAGCGUUUGGAAAGUGGAACAAGUUCAUCCCGUAGCCGAGAAACAACACCGAGACGUUUAACUCGAAUUACAGCUUUAGUCAAAAAUUCACCAAAAAUUGAGAAGACGCGACAAAAACCUCCAGAAAGUAGAACAAGUUCACCGCAUAGUCGCGAAACAACCCCGAGACGUUCAACUCGCAUUGCAGCUUUAGUCAAAAAUUCACCAAAAAUUGAGAAAACGCCACAAAAACGCUUGGGAAGUAGAACAAGUUCACCGCAUAGCCGAGAAACGACACCGAGACGUUCAACUCGAGUUACAUCUUCGGCCAGAAGUUCACCAAUAACUGGAAAAACACGACGAAAACGUUUGGGAAGUAGAACAAGUUCAUCAUGCAGUCGAGAAACAACACCGAAGCGUUUAACUCGAGCUACAUCUUUAUCUAAAAGUUCACCCAAGAUUGAAGGAAUCCAAAGACAACGUUUGGAAAGUGGAACAAGCUUAGCAUACAGCCGUGAAGUAACACCGGAGCAAUCAGUUCGACCUACUGCGUCAGUUAAAAACUCUCCGACAAGGAAAUCGGUUUGCCGCACCCGAACACAAUCAGAACAAACUGGAGUUGAAGAGACAAUUCCAGGUGUAAUUUCAAAAGCCUCACCAAAUCGACGGAGACGAGCUGCAUCAGAAGAGUCCCAAUUGAGCGAAAUUUCGAUUAAAUCUUAUCCUGUGUUGACUCGUCCGACUAGAAAAGCAAAAAGCGAAAAUGGAUCGCCUCCAAAGCAACGAACUGUCUCAGGAUUUGAACCAACUUUAGAGAAAAUUGACGAAGCGCCAAAAAAAACUCGGUUACGUGUUGGACGGAAGACUGUUGCGCAAGUUUUGGAAGAGAAGAUGAAAUGAAUUUCGAGAUUAUUCAGCUUUUUUAAUGGUGCCUUAGAUUUACUUGGUGUCUUUACUUUAUGAUUAGUUUUUACGGAUUAGUCUUCAUACUAGAUUUUAUGUUAUCUUUCUGUGUGCUGUAUACAUCUAUCUUGGAUGAACCAGUUUCAAUAGCACUUACCUGCCAUACGUCGCAUACUCCAUCAUUUGCUAUGAGAUACGAGGCUGUGAAAAUUUGAUUAACA